AAUUUGAAAAUUUUUUCCGAAAAUCCAAUUCACUAUCGAAAAGAAUUUUCCCGGAUGAUAUGAAUUUAAAAAUGAAUCAUCGUCAUAUGAAAUCAACUAGUCAUCAAUUGUAUAAAAAGAAAAAAUCACGAUCAAUGAUUUUGAAUCAAAUUGAUCAUCAUCAUCAUCAUCAUCAUCGUCAUUGUCAACAUCAUCAUGAUAAUGGUGGCUUCACUACUGGCAGUGGUGAUAAUGAUCUAACAAAUCUGAAUUGGUUACAAGAUGUUAAUCUUGUCAAAAAAGUUUAUUCCACAAUAAAUUUUCAACAACAAGAUUCAAAAAUGAUGAUGAUUUGUAAUCAAAGUCAAAAUGAAAUUUUCACUGAUAAAGCAGAUGAAAAUGAAACAAAAUGUUAAUUAAUGAUCGACCAACUUUGAAUUAUAUGGAUGAUGACAAUGAAAUCAAUCAUAUAAAUCAUCAUAUCCAUAAUCGGAAUACAAACAAACAACAUGAUGCUAGUCAAGGUAAUGAUGUAAAACCACCAUAUUCAUAUAGUAUGCUCAUAUUUAUGGCCAUUGAAUCAUCACCAACACGUUCAAUGAUGGUUAGAGAUAUUUAUAAAUGGAUCAUUAAUCAAUAUCCAUUCUUUUUGACAGCUCGAUCAGGCUGGAAAAAUACUAUUCGUCAUACGCUAAGUUUACGAAAAUGUUUUAAAAAAAUUAAUAAUCAUCAUCAUAAAGAUUCAGAUUUAAAAGGUGGAUAUUGGUAUGUUGAUCCAGAAUAUCGUUCCAUUCUGUUGCAACAAGCACAACUUAUCGGAAAAAAUGUAUUGCAAUCAUCAUCGUCAUCAUCAUCAUCAUCGUCGUCGUCAUCAUCGUCGUUGUCACCAAAAUUAAAGUCUAAAAUUUUGAAAGAAAAAUUUGAUAAAAAUAUUGGCAAAGAUCUAAGACGAAAAAAGAAUUUAUCAACCAUUAUAAAUCAAUCGCCAUCACCGAAUUAUAAUCAAAAACAAUUAUAUUCUACAACAACAACAAGAAAAAAUGCCCGUCCUGUAAAGAUGAAUUCAAAUUAUUUUGUUUAUAAUCCAAAUUUUAUACGUAUCGAUAAUAUGACGGGAAAUAUUUAUCGAAAUUUAAUUUCAAUUAUUAGUGUUAAUCAAUCGCCAAAACUUUAUGCACCAGUGCCAAUACCAACGAUUAUAACUAAUCAGAAUAAUAAUAAUAAUCGUAACCUAUCAACGACGACAGCAUUAUUGUCAUCAACCAACAUUAUGGACAAACAACAACGAGGUAAACAUUAUUAUUUCAAUUUAUUAAAAGACAAACUGGUGUUUCAUUCAACAACAACAACAACAGCAACGCACAAGCUACCGUGGAGAAUAACAAUAAUAAUAACAGCAUACAACAAUGUACAAUGA
Messenger RNA from Dermatophagoides farinae (American house dust mite), 1396 nucleotides. Lineage: Eukaryota; Metazoa; Arthropoda; Arachnida; Sarcoptiformes; Pyroglyphidae. The record is from RefSeq and is a predicted model, not a curated record.